AUGGCUUUAAUAGUUCAACUUCAUCACUUUAAAAUUUUAAUUUUUGGUAUCAAAUAUAUUUUUUAUGUAUGUAUAUAUGUGCGCACGCUUGCGUGUGUAUCUUUUAUAUUAUUGACAAUUGAAGUGAGAAAAAAGACACAUAGAACUUUUGCGAAACUUCAGAUAUUAAACGUAUGUAUAUACAUGCCAAAUAGGCUAAUAAUAAUAAUACUAUAUAAAUGUAUUGAUAAUGUUUUAUUACUAAUAAAUAUGUCUUUUACAAAGCAAUAUAUUCUCAAUAUUUUCAUCGCGAAUUACGAUAAAUAUCUAUUAUUUUUGCUACGACCGUAUCCAAUAAACCACUUCAAAAAAUUGUACAGAUAUGCCCAUACUGAUAUACCGAGGCCUAAUUUCGAAGAAUAUCGACGAAACUCCUCGCAGGAUCCCCAAGAACCGGCUUCGAAAAGUUUCGAGAAAAGAAAAGCGCUGAACUGCGUUGCCUCUUUUGCCGGUGGAGUUACUGCAUUAUAUGCCUUCAAGGCUCACUUAUUACAUCAUGUACUUUUCUUGUCGCCUUCACGGGAUAUAUUGGCGGAAGCUCAAUUAGAAGUGAAAUUAGAUACUAUACCAGAAGGAAAAGUAUCGAUCGUUAAGUGGCGCGGAAAACCUGUUUUUAUCUAUCACCGGACUCAAGCGAUUAUCGAACAAGAGAGAGCCGUGAGCAUAUCGGAAUUACGUGAUCCGGAAACGGACGACGAUAGGAUCAAAAGGCCGGAGUGGCUGGUCGUGGUGGGGAUCUGCACGCACUUGGGAUGCAUACCGAUUCCGAAUGCCGGCAUUAUACCGGGCGGCUUUUUUUGUCCGUGUCACGGUUCGCACUUUGACGCGGCCGGUCGCAUACGAAAAGGUCCGGCGGCCACCAAUUUGGAGAUACCCGAAUACAAAUUCACAAACGAUAAUAAUAUCCUUAUCGGAUGA
Cataglyphis hispanica is the source of this 957-nucleotide messenger RNA. RefSeq names its product cytochrome b-c1 complex subunit Rieske, mitochondrial-like. The transcript is spliced from 4 exons. The record is from RefSeq and is a predicted model, not a curated record. Gene Ontology annotation, biological process: mitochondrial electron transport, ubiquinol to cytochrome c. Bases 1 to 957 code for a protein of 318 amino acids. Gene Ontology annotation, cellular component: membrane. Gene Ontology annotation, molecular function: 2 iron, 2 sulfur cluster binding; quinol-cytochrome-c reductase activity. Lineage: Eukaryota; Metazoa; Arthropoda; Insecta; Hymenoptera; Formicidae.